Molecule: messenger RNA, 4382 nt
Organism: Eptesicus fuscus (big brown bat)
Lineage: Eukaryota; Metazoa; Chordata; Mammalia; Chiroptera; Vespertilionidae
Gene: WWP1
Product: WW domain containing E3 ubiquitin protein ligase 1
Exons: 26
Coding region: 334-3129 (931 amino acids)
Biological process (GO): ubiquitin-dependent protein catabolic process
Molecular function (GO): ubiquitin protein ligase activity; protein binding
Source: RefSeq, a predicted model, not a curated record
GGCCGCAGCGCUUCCGAGCGGCUGCGGGCGGCCUGGCUGCGGGACGGCGCCUGCGGCGAGAUGGCGGUCCUGGGUGCCGAGGGCUGAGCGCCGCCGCGGGGACGCGCCGCUGCGAGGCCGGAGCCGGUUUUCCUUGGACUGUCUGCGGACCCGGCUCGUUUCCAGGCGCCACCGCGCUGGUGAGGCUGAGGGAUGAGUUGGGCGUGUGGACAGCAGGUUCAUCUCUGCACUAGACUAUGAGCCCCUUGGCAGGAGGAGUCGGGUCACACUCAUCUUCAGGUCCCCAGCGUCCGGUGCAGUUCCUGGUGCAGAGUGUAAGCUGAAUUUUGGGACAUGGCCACUGCCUCCCCAAGGUCUGACACUACCAAUAACCACAGUGGAAGGUUACAGUUACAGGUAACUGUUUCUAGUGCCAAACUAAAAAGAAAAAAGAACUGGUUUGGAACAGCAAUAUAUACAGAAGUAGUUGUAGAUGGAGAAAUUAAGAAAACAGCAAAAUCCAACAGUUCUUCUAAUCCAAAGUGGGACGAGCAGCUGACCGUGAGUGUGAGCGCACAGAGCACGCUGGAGUUCCGGGUGUGGAGCCAUCACACCCUGCGGACGGAUGCCCUGUUGGGAAGGGCAGCUGUGGAUCUGAGGCAGGCUCUGGUAACACACAACCGAAAGUUGGAAAGAGUGAAAGAACAGUUGAAACUUUCCUUGGAGAACAAGAACGGCGUAGUGCAAACUGGCGAGUUAACGGUGGUGCUGGACGGGUUGGCGAUUGAGCCAGAAAAUCUGACGAGCUGCAGCUCAGCCCCAACCAUAGAAAUACAGCAGAAUGGCGAUGCCUUACGUGAGAACGGAGAGCCGUCGGCCAGGACGAGCAGGUUGGCUGCUGAAGGUGCAGGUGGAGCAGACAGCCGAGCGCCCGCUCACGCUGUGGUGCAGAACUGCUACUCCCGCGUGGCGAAUGGAGGCAGCGCACCUUCCUCUCCUGCUCCAGCUCCGGCUCUGGCUCCAUCUCCAGGUGCUGCCAGACCCCGAAACACACCAGCUCACAGACCACGCACAGCUGAGCCCGCCGGUGACACUGCUAAUGGAGAGUCGUCCUCGCAGGCACCGGCCCCACCGGAGGACGCGCCUGCCCCGGGGCAGGCGGGGGGCCCUGAGGACAGUGCCCGGGCCUCCCCUGGCCCUGGACCCACUGGUGAGGAGGCCCCGGGUCCAGAAGCGCCGCUGCCCUCCGAGCGCAAUGGCGGCGUCCUCCCAGAUGGCGAUGGCGAUGGCGAUGGCGUGGCACCCGGGGCCGGGACCUGCAACCUGGACGCUGCGGCCUCUGCCGCUGGAAGCAGCUCGGCCUCGGAAGCAGCCAAGUUGCGGCAGCCAGGUGGGAGCGUGGAGGCCGGGAGGAGCUCCAGCCCAGAAAGCCUGCCUUCAGGGUGGGAGCAGAGGAAAGACCCUCACGGGAGAACCUAUUACGUGGAUCAUAACACUCGAACGACCACGUGGGAGAGGCCACAGCCUUUACCCCCAGGCUGGGAGAGAAGAGUGGACGACCGGGGCCGGGUGUACUACGUGGACCACAACACCAGGACCACCACGUGGCAGCGGCCGACCCUGGAGUCCGUGCGGGACUUCGAGCAGUGGCAGUCUCAGCGCAGCCAGCUGCAGGGCGCCCUGCAGCAGUUCAACCAGCGCUACCUCUACUCGGCUUCGGUGUUGGCUGCAGAAAGCGACCCGUACGGGCCUUUGCCGCCAGGCUGGGAAAAAAGAGUAGAUUCAACAGACAGAGUUUACUUCGUGAAUCAUAACACAAAAACCACGCAAUGGGAAGACCCAAGAACUCAAGGCUUACAGAACGAAGAGCCCCUGCCAGAGGGCUGGGAGAUCAGGUACACGCGGGAAGGCGUGCGGUACUUCGUGGACCACAACACCCGAACCACGACCUUCAAAGACCCACGCAACGGGAAGUCGUCUGUAACCAAGGGCGGCCCUCAGAUCGCGUACGAGCGCAGCUUUCGGUGGAAGCUGGCUCACUUCCGGUACCUGUGCCAGUCCAACGCGCUCCCCAGUCACGUAAAGAUCAACGUGUCCCGGCAGACGCUGUUCGAAGAUUCCUUCCAGCAGAUUAUGGCAUUAAAACCCUAUGACCUGAGGAGGCGACUCUAUGUAAUAUUUAGAGGAGAAGAAGGACUUGAUUAUGGUGGUUUAGCGAGGGAAUGGUUUUUCUUGCUCUCCCACGAAGUCCUGAACCCCAUGUACUGCUUGUUCGAGUACGCGGGCAAGAACAACUACUGCCUGCAGAUCAACCCCGCGUCCACCAUCAACCCGGACCACCUCUCCUACUUCUGCUUCAUCGGCCGCUUCAUCGCCAUGGCGCUUUUCCACGGGAAGUUCAUUGACACCGGCUUCUCCCUGCCCUUCUACAAGCGCAUGCUGAGCAAAAAGCUGACCACUAAGGAUCUGGAAUCCAUCGACCCUGAGUUCUAUAACUCCCUCAUCUGGAUAAGAGACAACGACAUUGAAGAAUGUGGCUUAGAAAUGUACUUUUCCGUGGACAUGGAGAUCCUGGGGAAGGUGACCUCACAUGACCUGAAGCCGGGCGGUGCCAGCAUCCUGGUGACGGAGGACAACAAGGACGAGUACAUCGGCCUAAUGACGGAGUGGCGCUUCUCGCGCGGCGUGCAGGAGCAGACGCAGGCCUUCCUGGACGGCUUCAACGAGGUGGUGCCGCUGCAGUGGCUGCAGUACUUCGAUGAGAAGGAGCUGGAGGUGAUGCUGUGCGGCAUGCAGGAGGUGGACCUGGCCGACUGGCAGCGCAACACCGUGUACCGGCACUACACCCGCAACAGCAAGCAGAUCAUCUGGUUCUGGCAGUUUGUGAAGGAGACAGACAAUGAGGUGAGGAUGCGGCUGCUGCAGUUUGUCACGGGGACCUGCCGCCUGCCCCUGGGAGGCUUCGCCGAGCUCAUGGGAAGUAAUGGGCCUCAAAAGUUUUGCAUUGAAAAAGUUGGGAAAGACACCUGGUUACCAAGAAGCCACACGUGUUUCAAUCGCCUGGACCUGCCACCGUAUAAGAGUUACGAGCAACUGAAGGAAAAGCUGCUUUUUGCCAUCGAAGAGACCGAGGGGUUUGGACAAGAAUAGAGGAGCCGUGGCCGGAAGCUCUGCGUCCGCAACUCCGCAAAUACAAACGGUUCCGUUCUCACAGAAUAUGCAAAAGAACUCUUCCUUUUCUACUUUAUUUAUUGUUCCCUUGAGCUGACCGACCAGGAAAACGAUCUCCCUUAAAUUUGGAAGUGAGAGACUUUAUUAGAAUGAGUAUCUACGUCAGCGGGCCGCAGCGGCUCUAGUUUUAUAGAGCUGCUCGGCGACACGCCAGCUCCUGCCCAUGUCUGGAUGCUCCUCCUCAGCUCUGCCCGCCCCCCCCCCCCCCCCCCCCGUGACAUCUCCACACGGGUGUGUGGUUCAGGCAGGUACUGAGGCCAAGGCCAGAUCUGACUGAGGAUGUGAACUGCGCUGCUGGAGCCCGUCAGUUCAGUCUGUUCUAAUUAAAUGCAGGAGCUGAGAGUGCUCACCACCCGCGGCGCAGGGUGUGAGUGACCGCGGGCCUGGACGAGUCCCCUGACCAGGCCAGCGCCGGGGCCUGGCGGUGUGCGCGCUCCCCUGGGCGCUAGCAUCUGGGGACUGAAGAAGCAGGACGCCUGCACUAUUUUUAAAAAUGCGAUGGUCUUUAAACUUAAUUCACAAAAAAUUGAUGCAAUUUGAUACUGAGGGACAUAUAAAAGGUAAUGUGAACUUUUCCACUUUUGUGUUCCAAGUUUUGGUUCCUAAAACCAGAUGGACGGAAGAGUUCAUGAGCAUCUGACUUCAAACUAAUGACUCUAAUGAUUUCCUAUUAGUGUCUUAAUAUCUCCAUUCCUUGAAAAUUCAUGAAAAAUUCUAUGUAUCUGAAUUAAAUAAGCAUAUAAAAAAAGUCUUUUGUCCUUCCCCCUUUCUAUAUAGAUCAUUAUUUUUGUCCUAAGUAAAUACUUUUUAAUUAUUUUUCAUUAUCAAGGGCAUUUGCUGAACUACAAAUAUGUAUAACAAAUUAAAAUCUGAUGUGAAUGACAUUAAUGCUACUUUAGCAAACGGGGGCUUCCUUAUUAAUACAAAAAUUUAAAUUUGUAUUACUUCAAUAUGCACUGUAAAUUAACUUAAAAUUUUUUAUAACCACGGAAGUGACACCUUAGAAUGUUAAUAUAUUUCACUGCUGAGUACAUAUGAAAAGUAUCAGUAUACGAUUUAAUUUCCCUAAAGUUUGUUUUGCCAAAAUUUUAUUUUUCUAUGUAUACUAGAGAUUGUGUUCUGCGUUUUCUCAAACUCACAGUAAAGAUGCAAUAAAGGCAGUGAUCCACGUG